AUGUUUAAAAAAGAGCAAGUCCCCCCGCCCGCUGUCCCGCCGCCGAGCCGCCCGUCGCCCAAGCAAAAGCUCAAGAGCUCCGUCCAGCGCUCGCUGCGCGGGUCCCUCCUCGCGACGUACCCGCUCCUGACGCCGCACAUCGACGAGAUCCUGCCCAAAAAGGCCUCGCUGUCCAGCAUGAAGCUGACGGACCGCAACACGCUCUACGUGCUCGACGCCGAGCCCCUCUUCUACCAGCAGGACGUGUCGUCGACCAUCCUGCCGCACCUGCGCCUCGUCCACCGCUUCCCCCAGAGCUUCCCCACGAUACGCAUAGACCGCGGCGCCAUCCGCUUCGUCCUCUCGGGCGCCACCCUCAUGGCCCCCGGCCUGACCUCCAAGGGCGGCCGCCUGCCGCGCGAGGGCGCUCACAAGGCCCCGCUCGAGGAGGGCAAGGAGAUGGAUCAAGGCGUGGACGAGGAGGGCCGCUGGAGCAGGGAGCUGGCCAAGGGCGAGCCCGUCGUCAUCAUGGCCGAGGGCAAGGAGGAGGCCUGCGCCGUGGGCACCCUCGUCACCGCCACCGACGAGGUCAAGGCCAAGGGCAAGGGGCCCGUCGUCGAGGACGCGCACUUUCUCGGCGACGGCCUGUGGAAGCUGUCCACGGAGUGA
Purpureocillium lilacinum is the source of this 648-nucleotide messenger RNA. Lineage: Eukaryota; Fungi; Ascomycota; Sordariomycetes; Hypocreales; Ophiocordycipitaceae. The record is from RefSeq and is a predicted model, not a curated record.